AUGGAGAGCAAGGAACUUUCUGCUGCAAAUCCAAAGAACUGUGCUGAUCUACUCACUGCUAUGAGCAUUUACAGCUCUGCUGCUCAGUCUUCAUUGUGCUGCUACAAAGAGGCGAUUAAGAAAAAGAUCACCAUGGUUUCCUACGGAGCUGAAAGGCAGGCAAGUGCCUUUAAUAAAGUCUCCUUGUCAGCUGAACCAGUUCACAAGGUGGAUCACCAACAGCAGCAAAAUGUGUUAAAGAAGAUGUGCAUGCCUGUUCUGGGAAUUCCUGAUAACAGACAUGGCUUUGCCAGCUUUGAGGAGAAAAACAGUAAUUCUUUGCUUGCAUUCAGUGGAUUCACUCCCUCUGUAGGGCCAAAUUACCCUUUCUUCCUACUCAGGGAUGAUGUGUUUUUGGUAGAUCUCUGUUUAGGUUUUGGGAGUACAGGAACAGAUACUGACCUGCAGCCCAGUGUUGGAAUAGCUAUUGAAUCAGCUUAUGAAGAAAUUCCUUGGAAUAACAGAUUACCUUCAAAAAUCCAGCCUCUAUAACCAACAGUGGGAAUGCUGGCUGAUCCUGUUUCACAGUGUUUCACAAAAUGGAGAUAUAGUCCUGAGCCUGGAAUACACCAAAUCAGUGAACAAUUUCUUGCGUUCUGGGACAGAUUUCAAAUGCAAUCUUUUACUCCUUCACAGAGACCUGUUGAUUUUGUAAGCUAAAGGUCUCAAACCUGUCAUAUCCCUUUGUACAGUGGCUGUGUUGGUGCAGUAAGUUUUGAAGACACUGACAAUGCUGAUGCAGACUUAAUGCCACUUAACCAUGUGCAAACUUCAAAGCCUUGUUACACAAGCUCUACACACACUUCAAAUAUCCCUGGAUAUACUGGCAAGGUUCAUUGGUCAGCAACUCACCCGGAAAAUUCUAAUCUUCCAUCAAUAACCGCAUCAAUAAUUGCACAAAUGCAUGGAUAUGUAUGAGGUAAUCCCAAGGUGAAGUCAGAAAAUCAGGUUUUGAAGUC
Messenger RNA from Cuculus canorus (common cuckoo), 998 nucleotides. It is a transcript of the gene SPMIP7, whose product is annotated as spermatogenesis associated 48. NCBI's taxonomy places the organism in Eukaryota, Metazoa, Chordata, Aves, Cuculiformes, Cuculidae. The record is from RefSeq and is a predicted model, not a curated record.